UCAAAUAAAAUUAGAUAGCCGUCCGCGGUGAGUGCGUACAGGUGUCGUGCUUGCUUCUACUCUCGUUCAUACUCUCUUUGUUAUUGAAUAAACACGCGACUCUCUUUGCACGGCGGCCGCAAGUUAAAUGCGUUAGAUGUUCAAUGUUGGCGCGGCCAGCAGCGAGUGCGUGCCGUACAUGUAUACAAAUGAAAUGGACUCGGGGCUCGGCAGCGACGAGGAGCAACGGCGGACGCGCACCAAGGAGCAAAAGCAACGCCGUAAUGAGCAGCUGGUGAACGGCGCCCAGAACUGCUUCAUCGACGCCGCGCUGCUGCAGGACGAUGAGGUGACCACCACGUCGGCGUCGUCUUCGCCGCGCUGCGAGCUGGAGCAGCGUCGCACCGAGGAGCGCCGCCAAGGCGCUCUUCUCUUUCAAACGGGCAUCCAUCAAUACAGCACAAUGCUUCAGUUAGCUGGACCAUCCGAUGACACUCCACCUGAGACACCCUACAACUCUAUUGUACACCUGAAUGGGGCACAGCUUACUUCUGUUUGUGUAUCUGAUAUGUCAGAUGGGAUUGAGGUUGAUGCUGAUGCAGUCAUUGAAGAGGAAAACACUAAUAAACCAUCACUAGGGUUCUAUGUAGAUCUCAAUGAUGUUGAAGAUGAGCCAGCACAAGAGGUGGCCUCUAAUGCAUCAGCAACAAAAAACAUUUUCUCUAUGGUGAUUGACUUUGAAGCACCCAAGAAGGAUAUGCCAUCACAUUUGUUUAGAAACACCGCCCGGCGAAAAUCAAAUGGAUCAAAAGGUGACAAAGCUACAAAAUCAGCAGUGGUGUCACCUCAGCAACAAGCCGCAAGUAAAACUAAAGUUGAGGUGACAUCUCCG
Dalotia coriaria is the source of this 871-nucleotide messenger RNA. RefSeq lists its product as uncharacterized. The transcript has 2 exons. The record is from RefSeq and is a predicted model, not a curated record. Lineage: Eukaryota; Metazoa; Arthropoda; Insecta; Coleoptera; Staphylinidae. The annotation marks the transcript as partial.